AAAAUUGGGGUCAAGUUCAUUGCAUUUGGGUUCCUUUCAUCUCAUGUGCAUUGUCGCACAUACCCUAACCCCUCUCCUCUUCCUAAUAAAACCAACCCCCUUUCCCCUUCCCUCUCUGUCUUUCGUUCCUUUUCCUUUUCUUACUUCCUUUAUCUCUCCUUUUUUUUGCCCUAUCUGAUAGGGUUUCCACGUCCUUCUACCUUCAAUCUUUUUCAUGCAUUCCUGUUUUCAAGCUACACACGUUGAAGUUUCGGUUUUCUUCCUUGUUGGGUCUCUCUUUUUUGCUCUCUUUGGAGGGUUUUGGGGCGAGGAACGGUGCAGAUUUGACCUCCCGGGGUUUUUUGAGUUGUACUCAUGUCAAAGCUAUUUUCUUUUAGUGGAAGUGAUAAUUUUUUCCCUGGGGGGUCAAUUUACCCAAACCCCAAGGAGUCAAGUCUCUUUUUCUCCCUUGGACACCAUGUGGAUGUAUAUUUUCCUCAUCACAAGAGGUCCCGCAUCAGUCCCCCCAUUGUUUGCUCUGGAGAAAGGGUUGAGAAGAAGAACCCAUCAAUUGAGAUUCUCCCUGAUGAAUGCUUAUUUGAAAUCUUCAGACGGUUACCUGGAGGCCAAGAGAGGAGUUCCUGCGCUUGUGUUUCCAAGCGCUGGCUUACGCUUGUAAGCAACAUCCACAGAGAUGAAAUCAAUGAUAACAACAAGGGUGGAGUUGUUUCUAAGGUUGAAGAUCAAGAUGUUGAGGGUGAUGGAUACCUCUCUAGGGUUUUGGAAGGGAAGAAAGCAACAGAUGUUAGACUUGCUGCUAUUGCUGUAGGAACUGCAAGCCGUGGAGGAUUGGGUAAGCUUUCUAUUAGAGGAAGCAAUUCCACAUGUGGAGUGACUAACGUUGGGCUCAGGGCCAUUUCCCGUGGGUGCCCUUCUCUAAGGGUUCUUUCAUUGUGGGAUUCGUCUUCUGUUGGAGAUGAAGGUCUGUUUGAGAUUGCUGAUGGGUGUCACCAGCUAGAGAAGCUUGACCUUUGCCACUGCCCUGCAAUUACUGAUAAGUCUUUGCUUGCUGUUGCUAAGGGCUGUCCUAAUUUGAAGGAUCUGACCAUUGAGGGUUGUGCAAACAUUGAAAAUGAAGGCCUCCAAGCUCUUGCUCGCUGCUGUCCGAAUCUAAAGGCUAUUUCGAUCAAAGACUGCCCCCUUAUAGGAGAUCAAGGAAUUGCGAGCAUGUUGUCUUCAGCCUCAUUUACCCUCACAAAAAUAAAGCUCCAGGCCUUGAAUAUCACCGAUGUCUCUCUUGCUGUUAUAGGACACUAUGGCAGGGCUGUGACUGAUCUUUCUCUCAUUAGUCUUCCAAAUGUGAGUGAAAAGGGCUUCUGGGUAAUGGGUAAUGGUCAUGGGCUACAGAAAUUGAAAUCUUUUGCAGUUACAUCCUGCCGUGGUGUAACGGACUUGGGACUUGAAGCUGUCGGAAAGGGUUGCCCAAAUUUGAAACAGUUAUGCCUCCAUAAAUGUGCUUUCUUAUCUGAUAAAGGGUUGGUGUCUUUUGCCAAAACAGCUAGUUCACUAGAGAGCUUGCAACUUGAGGAGUGCCACAGGAUCACCCAAUUUGGGUUUUUCGGUUCCCUUCUUAACUGUGGUGCAAAGUUGAAGGCUAUUUCUCUCGUGAACUGCUAUGGUAUAAAGGACCUAAACCUGGGAUUGCCUUCUGUAUUGCCUUGCAAAUCCCUUCGAUCACUGUCCAUCCGUAACUGCCCUGGUUUUGGUGAUGCCAGCUUGGCUGCAUUAGGGAAGUUGUGCCCUCAGUUGCAGCAUGUAGAGUUGAGCGGGCUUCAUGGGAUAUCAGACGCUGGGUUGCUUCCAUUGCUUGAGACUCGUGAGGCAGAUUUGGUGAAGGUUAAUCUCAGCGGUUGUGUUAAUUUAAGUGACAAAGCUGUCUGUAUCAUGGCUGAUUUGCAUGGGUGGACUCUAGAAAUGCUGAAUCUUGAAGGUUGUAAGAUCAGUGAUGCUAGUUUGGUUGCAAUUGCAAAGAACUGUCAGUUACUCAGUGAUCUUGAUGUCUCCAAAUGUGCAAUCACUGAUUCUGGAAUUGCAGCUCUGGCUCGUUCUAAUCAGAUCAAACUGCAGAUCCUUUCUAUGUCUGGUUGCUCUAAGGUCUCUGACAAAAGCAUGCCUUCACUUCGAAAACUGGGUCAGACCCUGUUGGGGUUAAACCUACAACAAUGCAAGGCAAUCAGCAGCAGCACAGUUGACCUAUUCGUUGAGCAGCUCUGGAGGUGUGAUAUCCUUUUCUGAACUAAAUUAUCAACAAAACAAGGUUUGAUCAAAUCAAGAAGCCUAUAGAUACCCUUUGUGAGUAGCAACAGUUUGUUUAAUUUUUAGGUCCAUCAGUUGCGAGUCCUCUAUCUUCCCGAACUCAGUCCCUUUUCCAGGGAAUACGGCCAUUCUCCCUUUUUUUUUUUUUGCAGGUUCCCUUUCAUCAAAGACCUGUUACUAGAUUUUGAAUCCCGAUAAUGGGUGUUGGUUUCUCGAUGGCCGAAUUUCCCCGAGAAUACAGUUGCCUAGUUCUGGAAUUUAGAGUAUCUUUACAGUUUGUUAUGGUGUUUUUGCUUAGCCUUUUGGCUAAGCUUUCAUUAGUGUUGUAGUUUGUUCAUUGUUGGUUUUACCCAGUCUUUCACGUUUUUGAACUCAAUGUUCUGCACGUGAUGGUUGGGUUUUGGAGUCAUUGGUUGCUUUUGGCAGUUCAAAGUUUGGUGACCAGCUUUCAUAUGGGUUUUGGCCAUGGCAGCAAGCAAUUUAGAUACUCUGCCAUGACAACUCUUGUAGUUGUUUUUUUUUUACCAAAACCCUACUUUUACUGGUUUCAUUUGGCUUUGAACUGUUGUAAUCUACGACAGCCUGUCAACUAUAAUGAAAUAUUGAACCUGGCAUUGGAGGUCAUCUAUGUUUAUGUUCCCCAUUAUGAUAAAUAAAAAUGAUCAAACUUUUGAUGUCUGUAGAAA
This is a messenger RNA of Gossypium raimondii (Peruvian cotton), 2981 nucleotides long. Its product is annotated as EIN3-binding F-box protein 1. The record is from RefSeq and is a predicted model, not a curated record. NCBI's taxonomy places the organism in Eukaryota, Viridiplantae, Streptophyta, Magnoliopsida, Malvales, Malvaceae. Gene Ontology annotation, biological process: SCF-dependent proteasomal ubiquitin-dependent protein catabolic process. Gene Ontology annotation, molecular function: protein binding. Bases 355 to 2274 code for a protein of 639 amino acids. Gene Ontology annotation, cellular component: SCF ubiquitin ligase complex. The transcript has 2 exons.